Molecule: messenger RNA, 387 nt
Organism: Pestalotiopsis fici W106-1
Lineage: Eukaryota; Fungi; Ascomycota; Sordariomycetes; Amphisphaeriales; Sporocadaceae
Exons: 2
Coding region: 1-387 (128 amino acids)
Source: RefSeq, a predicted model, not a curated record
AUGUCCAUGAAACCUUUGCAGGAAAGCCUCCACGCCCUGGAUUCCAUCAGAAUCCGGCAUUGGAUGGCCCACACCAAUCCGUCCAAGUUCUCUGCUGCGCAGACUGGGCGAUCAGUAACGGAUGACUUGAAUGAGAUCAGAGAUGAGCGAGAAAAGAUGCAACAGGAAAAGUUGAGCUGGAUCCAUAUUCCCAGCAACGACAUGGCUUUAUGCGAGGAUGUUCUCAAGCGUAUCUGCUGCGAAGCUCAAUACAAAGCACUGCUCAGCCAUGAUAAAUGGCGCUCCCACGCACAACAAGAAGAAGAGCAAGGGGGACUGUAUUGCGCGCCUUUUAUGAGCGCAGCUGGGUUCCAACUUCGUUUCCGUAAGCUUAUAGAUGCGAGUUGA